AAACAAAAAUAUAGUACAAAGCCCAUAGACUGAGACGCCCGCCAAAAAUUGCAAAGAAAUGGGAAGCGAAAUUCCCAAUUCAGAUACCGGUUGGGAUUAUCCCCUCACCGAUGAAGACCUCCGAGCCAUUGACUCCGCAUUUGCCGCCGCGGCCGCCUCCGCGCCUCCUUCAAAGCGGCAUGCUCUCAGUUACACCGAUGAGGAGAAUUCAUCCGUUCACUCUCCUCCCAAAACACGCCGCCGAUUGCCCGAUUCGCUCUUUGUUUUCCAACAACAGCAGAACAAUAACAGGUCAUCCUUAUCUUUUUCACCUUGCUCCAGAAAUCGCUUUAACCGUAGCGGAAAUAAUUCUUACAUGUCUCCUUUUCGAGAAAUAAAAUUUGGAGGUCGCACUGUAUACAGCAGAACUGUAGAAGAGGUGGAAAGAGCUGCUCAGGAGCUUCUAGAAUUUGUGGAAGUUAAGAAAAGAAAGGAGGAUCAAUGCAUCUUUGGUCUGGAUAUUGAGUGGAGACCCACUUUUAGAAGAGGUGUUGCACCUGGGAAGGCUGCAGUUUUGCAGAUAUGUGGGGAAAAUAGUUGUUGCUAUGUAUUGCACAUUAUUCAUUCUCAAAUACCUAAGAGUUUGCAACGUCUUCUUGAGGACCAAACAUCUUUAAAGGUGGGUGUGGCCAUUGCAAAUGAUGCUGCCAAGGUUUCGCAAGAUUAUAAUGUAUCAAUUAAGACUUUGGAGGAUCUUUCUGAUCUGGCCAACCGAAAGCUUGGUGGAGAACCCAAGAAGUGGAGUCUAUCAACUUUAACUGAAAUGCUCACUUGUAGACAGACUAGAUUUCUAGUUCACAAAGAAGGAGGGAUAGGAGCUGGUAUGGUACAUCAUUCAUGCACAGGGAUGACUGACUAGGAACUAUAGGUGCACUGCUGUAUCACGCAAUACGAUUUCGUGCUUGGUUCGCUGACUGAAAAAUAUAAGAAUAAUCCUAUUUGCUUGAUGUAUUUUUUUGUUAAUAACUUAAUAUUGAUUUCUAAUCUUUAGUCUAAAUAACGUUAGAUCAUUAUGCUGGACAUGAAAGUUCCCUCAAAAUUGACCCAUUUGGAACCCGCCUUUGUUUUUAUGAAAUGUGUGUAGAUUUAGGAAACCACACAUUCCCUUAGCCAUUUCUAACUAUAAAGCUUAAAUAACUUUGAAACCUAUCCAAUGUAUAAUCCUUUCAUUUCUGAAAUAAUUUGAUGCUAACAUAAAUCACUUGACUCCGUCUUAUACUGCUGUUCUAAAGUCCAUCCACCCAAGGCUGGUGAGGAGAAUCAAAAUGUUUGGUGGACAGAAACUUGGCUUGAAUGCUAUAAUCUUUUUGAUUAUCAGCAUGUGAGCGAUUCAACUCUUUAUCUGCAGGAAGAGACGAAAUUCUUGUGUAUAUUACUGAACAUUCCACUCUCUAUUAUCUUUAGUCUGAGACCAUAAAUUGUUUUGUUUAGUCGGCACACCAUAUAUAGAGAUGGAAUUAAGUGGUAAAUACAAAUAAGCAAUAAUCUACCAAAGAUAACUAUGCAAAACAAAUAAGAAAAAUAUGCACAAAACCUGAUAAAUAUUCUAACAUUAUCCAUACCAAUUUUGGUGCUG
Molecule: messenger RNA, 1615 nt
Organism: Sesamum indicum (sesame)
Lineage: Eukaryota; Viridiplantae; Streptophyta; Magnoliopsida; Lamiales; Pedaliaceae
Product: 3'-5' exonuclease
Biological process (GO): nucleobase-containing compound metabolic process
Molecular function (GO): nucleic acid binding; 3'-5' exonuclease activity
Source: RefSeq, a predicted model, not a curated record